GUGAGGGGUUGUCUUGGAGAUAGACGAUCUUUGGUGAAUACAGCUCAUACAGCAGCACUAGCAGUGCAGAAAGAAACAUGUCGGAGACUGCGGCUAAACGUGAAACUAACUGGGUUGAAUCUGAAAACUCAUCCCACAAAGUUAAGAGGGCGAAAGCUGACGAGGAUAAUGGCAAGGAAGAAGUUGGAAAGGAAUCUGAAGCGGAAAAUAUUCUGCAUGGUUUUAAAACGUGCAAGGUCCUGAGUGAUUCUGCUCGGGAGAAAAACAUCUUCAUCCAUGGAAAGUUUGCUGAUAAAGAGGCUGUGGUUAUCCUGGAGAAGACCCCCAUCAGAGAGGACACCCUGGUGGACCUCUUCAGUGGUUCAAUGCUGAAGCUGGAGAUGAAAAACGACAUUUACAGCACAUAUCGAUUACAGGCGCCCCAUCAUCUUAAUGAGAUAAAGACUACAGUAGUGUGUCCAGCUACAGAGAAGCAUAUAAAGAAAUACCAGCGUCAGGAGAGUUUUCUUGUGGAGGAGACUGGGGAGGACUAUGAGUCCAUCACUCUGCCCUACAUUCAGCAGCAGAGUUUCAGUCUGCAGUGGGUAUACAACAUCCUGGAAAAGAAGGCAGAGGCUGACAGGAUCGUUUUUGAAGAUCCUGACCCAAAGGUUGGCUUUGUCCUCCUCCCAGAUUUCAAAUGGGACCAAAAACAGGUGGAUGAUUUAUACCUGAUUGCUAUAGCACACUGUAGAGGUAUUAGGAGUCUCAGAGACCUGAAGUCUGAGCAUCUACCACUGCUGCAGAACAUCUUUGAGAAAGGAAAGGAGGCCAUCAUGCAGCGGUACAACCUUCCAGCCAGUAAGAUGAGAGUCUACCUGCACUACCAGCCAUCCUACUACCACCUUCACGUUCACUUCACCAAGCUGGGCUACGAGGCACCGGGCUGCGGUGUAGAGCGGGCCCACCUUCUCGCAGACGUUAUUCAAAACCUGCAGUCUGACUUCCAGUACUACAAAACUCGGACCCUGUACUUUCCCCUGAGGGCUGAAGACGGACUUCUCAGCAAGUUCAAGGAGACGGGGAAGCUGUAGCAUGCUGCACACAAUUACUUGUUUUUGUAUUUUUGUAGUUUAUGUAGUCUUGUGCUCCAGGUGAUUUUAUUAUCAUUCUCAUAUCAGUCCUUUGCCCCUUAUGAAAAAGGUAAAGAAAAAGUAUAGCAUUGGAUAUGAAUAUGCUUUUCUUAAUGGUAUAGCUGAAUUUUUCUGUCUAAAUUAAACCUUUUUUUUUCUACUCAACCUGUUAUUGUGCCGUUAUUAUGCAAAGUGACAUUAUUAUAAAUGAAAAUGGAUUUUCAUCAAACAUUGUGGUUGUCAGGUUUAGUGGUAGAAUUGCGAUUUUUAUAUUUCCAGUAAUAUAAUGUAACUAAGAUCAAACACUAGAUGGCAGCAUUUCUAAUACCAAACUGAUUUAACUUGUUUUUCCAUUACUGCCUUAAUGCAAAAUCAAAACAGACUCAAAAA
Molecule: messenger RNA, 1502 nt
Organism: Labrus mixtus (cuckoo wrasse)
Lineage: Eukaryota; Metazoa; Chordata; Actinopteri; Labriformes; Labridae
Gene: dcps
Product: decapping enzyme, scavenger
Exons: 6
Coding region: 78-1073 (331 amino acids)
Biological process (GO): deadenylation-dependent decapping of nuclear-transcribed mRNA
Cellular component (GO): P-body; nucleus
Molecular function (GO): RNA 7-methylguanosine cap binding; hydrolase activity
Source: RefSeq, a predicted model, not a curated record